AUGUUGGAAGCCUUUGAGAUUCUGACCACUUCCGGCGUGGUACUCUGGUCCAAGUCAUAUGCGCCAGUGGGGUCACAUGUUAUCAACAGUCUCAUCAACGAUGUCUUUAUCGAGGAAAAGGUAGUACCUCAGAGCGGCCCAGUGGGUGGAGCAUUUCCGGUCUACAAGAAGGAGAAGUACACUUUGAAGUGGAAGAGAAUCAAGGAAUUCAAUCUCAUAUUUGUGGCCGUCUAUCAAUCGCUACUUCAUCUUGGCUGGAUCGACAAACUUCUGGAGAACAUUUCGACCAUCUUUAUCGAUGUCUACAAAGACCAACUCAAAGGCAACCGUGCCCGCAUCUCCGUCUACAAAUUCGACGCAUACUUCGAGCAGCAAGUGCGAGAACUAGAGGAUAAUACUGGCAGCUUUACAGAUGGGCUUGCUACUGGCACAGACGACAAGAAAGAUGCGCUUGUGUCAUCUGACAACGGUGGUCCACCUCCGCCCCCUGUGCCGGGCCUCAUCAAAGCGCAGCAUCAAGCCGCGCCUUCUGGGGCGAUCUCUGAUGAGGCUACCCCACCAGGGACUCCUGACAUCUCUAGGACCUCAACUCCUGUCACGGGUCACCUUCUUGCCGGCAAGGCUGGGCCUGCGGGCCGCGUCUCUCGCCGUGCACGAAAAGCCGCCAACGCUAGCGCAAAUGCCUCCUCCGGCGAUGAAAUUUCCCGGAAAGGCGGAAAGUCUACGCCAAAGAGCUCUACAAAGAAGAUGCGGAAGUGGGACGCCGAUGGCUUCGCCGACGAAGAUGAUGGAGUCGUCUUGGAUUAUUCUGCACCCGCAGAUCAGACGAGUGCUGACGCGCCCGUCGUAGAAGCUGUUUCCCAAGACGACAUGGGCCGCCGGACUGGGAAGGGUGAAUUUGUCCUGAAAGAUUUGGGCGAUGAAGUUCACAACAUCCUGGACAAUGCCGAUGCUGAAAAGGGCAAAGACUCGGCGCUUUCGGGUGUUGUAGGCUCUGGAUUCAAUGCAAUCGGCGGGUUCUUCCGCAACAUCGUUGGCGGCAAGGUUCUGACAGAGGCCGAUCUGCAAAAGCCCUUGAAGGCGAUGGAAGAUCACCUUCUCAAGAAAAAUGUUGCUCGGGAGGCAGCCGUGCGUCUUUGUGAAGGUGUUGAGCGCGAACUCGUCGGCAAGAAGACUGCAAACUUCCAGAGCGUUGAUGCUGCGCUGCGCAUCGCAAUGGAGGCAUCUUUGCGCAAGAUUCUGACACCAACUUCGUCACUUGAUCUUCUUCGUGAAAUCAAUGCGGUGACCGCACCUACUACGAAGCAACAGGCCCCGCGUCCGUACGUCAUGUCUAUAGUUGGCGUCAACGGAGUUGGAAAGUCCACCAACUUGAGCAAAAUCUGCUUUUUCUUGUUGCAAAACAACUACCGUGUUCUCAUUGCUGCUUGCGAUACAUUUCGCUCGGGUGCGGUUGAGCAAUUGCGCGUUCAUGCCCGCAACCUCAAGGAGCUCAGUGCGCGCGAGAAUGUUGGAGAGGUUGAGCUCUACGAGAAGGGCUAUGGGAAGGACGCGGCCAACGUUGCAAAGGAUGCAGUUGCGUAUGGUGCGGCCAACAAGUUCGACGUUGUGCUGAUCGAUACCGCGGGCCGCCGCCACAAUGAUCAACGCCUCAUGUCUUCCUUGGAGAAGUUUGCCAAGUUCGCUCAACCAGACAAGAUCUUUAUGGUCGGGGAGGCCUUGGUAGGAACCGACAGUGUCAUGCAGGCCCGCAAUUUCAACCAGGCCUUUGGCAGUGGACGCAAUUUGGACGGAUUCAUUAUCAGCAAGUGUGACACCGUCGGUGACAUGGUCGGCACAUUGGUGAGCAUGGUUCAUGCUACCGGUAUCCCCAUUGUCUUCCUGGGAGUCGGGCAGCACUAUGGUGAUCUGCGAGGAUUGAGUGUCCCUUGGGCUGUGAAUCUCCUGAUGAAAUGA
Molecule: messenger RNA, 1956 nt
Organism: Penicillium diatomitis
Lineage: Eukaryota; Fungi; Ascomycota; Eurotiomycetes; Eurotiales; Aspergillaceae
Product: signal recognition particle receptor subunit alpha
Exons: 3
Coding region: 1-1956 (651 amino acids)
Biological process (GO): SRP-dependent cotranslational protein targeting to membrane
Cellular component (GO): signal recognition particle receptor complex; endoplasmic reticulum membrane
Molecular function (GO): ATP hydrolysis activity; signal recognition particle binding; GTPase activity
Source: RefSeq, a predicted model, not a curated record